Molecule: messenger RNA, 1528 nt
Organism: Bursaphelenchus okinawaensis
Lineage: Eukaryota; Metazoa; Nematoda; Chromadorea; Rhabditida; Aphelenchoididae
Source: the annotation of a GenBank genome assembly
AUGACCGGUGUCAAGGGACCGCGGGCACGUCAUCUACUCGUCGUGCUUCCAUCGUCCACACCCAUUUUAAUUCCAGGCCCCGCCCUGUUACUUUUGCGAACGUCAAAGGUUCUGGAAGAGGUUCUUAAGCGACUUCACCGUCCGGACAUCCGCAUAAUGAGUAAAGUCGCGGCCGUGCCCGGUCUAAUGAUGGCUAGUUCAAAGGUUCUGUGGAGCGUUUUCGGGUUCGUUCUUCUCGUCCAGAUCAUCGAGGCUACGGUAGCACAGGCGCAGAUAGAUGUGAAUUGUGGUCGAGUAAGUGUUGUUGAAGUGCUUUUGGUGAUAAGGGUCGAUGAUUAUGUUGAUUACUACGGUCGAUGAUUAUAUUGAUUAUGAGGGUCUAUUAAUGUUCUGUCACGGUGUUUCGAGCAAUUUGUCAAAAUCACGUGUUUUGAUGCUAAUUGCGCAUUAAAGCAGGUUCUUGAAACCUAAAAACUUCCGUUCGUACCUAUCUACAUCAAUAUCAUUUUUGAGCACAACAUAUUCGUUGUUUGAGUCAAUCUUUUUUUGCAUUUUACAAUCAUUUUGAGCAGAUGGGAAACUUUAAAUUUAAAAAAAAGUCAAGAUUUCGUCUUAAAAAUUAAUAUUCCUAGGUAUGAGUCACACAACUUUGGCCAUCUUUUUCUAAAACUGUAAAUUUAACCUAAAUCAUUGUCUUUUUGUCUACACCUUUGUCAUAUCCUCUUAGAAUAGGAAAAGUACAGUAUCUCUUGGUCCUUUGCAUGGCUUACUCGACCUCCCACUACCGCCAAAUAACAUGUUACUCUAACAAAUACGAUUAAGUAUGAAUGUGUGUCAAGAGAUCCUCUCCUCUGCUCUAUUAAAACUGGUCCUACGCAAUUUUGCACUAAAUUACCGAGCAGUCGAUCCAUUGUUUGCCUCCAGAUUUACUUUGUCCAAACCCUGAGGGAAAUCAGCUCAGGCUGUCGAAACCUAAUGAAACUCGGUCAGAGGCUAACCUCAGCUUGGCUAACUUCAGAUUGGCUAAAUUUGCAUUUCAGAUCCUGGCUAACAACAACCUAGAUGCCGAAGACAAACAGCUACUCUGCAAGAUCUACCAACAGUCAUCUGCCCUCGAGCAGUUAGGAGCCAUCGUCAGCGAUUCGCUGGAACGUUUCAUGGGAGAAGAAGGUGAGUUUGGCACUGUUUCCUUUUCUAGAUUAGUGCUACAUUAAGAGUUCAUUAUAUGGUUUACCUAGUUCAUUACAUGAGUUGCUUAUCAUCCUUGUUAAAUUAUUAUUGCCACAAUAUUUCACACUCUUGCAAAAAUACUCCGAAUUCGUUAGCCAUUGGCGCAUUAACUCUGCAACUGCCAUCCCUGACCCCACUUAAACCUUUAAGUAUUAAUUACUGACUUGCAGGAUCGGCCACCGAGGAGGAAGCACGACCCAAGCGAAAACACGAGUAUCUCCGCUUCGGCAAACGGAAGCACGAGUACCUCCGCUUCGGAAAGAGAAAGCACGAAUAUCUGCGGUUCGGCCGAAAAUAA